This is a messenger RNA of Lachnellula hyalina, 1773 nucleotides long. It is a transcript of the gene rsd1, whose product is annotated as RNA-binding protein rsd1. The coding region runs from base 1 to 1773 and encodes 590 amino acids. NCBI's taxonomy places the organism in Eukaryota, Fungi, Ascomycota, Leotiomycetes, Helotiales, Lachnaceae. The transcript has 4 exons. Gene Ontology annotation, cellular component: nucleus. Gene Ontology annotation, molecular function: RNA binding. The record is from RefSeq and is a predicted model, not a curated record. Gene Ontology annotation, biological process: mRNA processing.
AUGUCCACCCUAGAUGUCGAGGCUCUGCUAGAUUCGACUGCGAAUGCCUCCCCUCUCGACCAGAAUGGAGCUACAAAACCGAAGGAUGGUGAUGACCGACAUAAAACAGAGCGAAAUGACCGACGCGAUCGAGAGCGUAACCGUGACGGCAGCAGAGAUCGCGACCGAGACCGAAAGCGAAGAGAUCGCAGCCGCGACAGAGUGCGUAGGGAGACAAACGGAGAUAAAGAGUUGAUUGGUACACCUACAAGUGAACAUGGAAGUGCUCAGGGAAGUGUCAAGAGUAGGCGUAGGAGCAGAAGUCGAGAUGAUGACCGCCGACACUCACGUCGUCACAGAGACAGCCCUGACGAGGCCGGCCGUAGAGAUGGAGACUUCUAUCGAGGAGGCGGUCGUCCUCGUUCACGCUCUAGGAGUCCCAACAGAUACUAUCGGCCCCGUGGAGGGGAUCGCCGCGAUCGCGACGAUAUAGAAAACAAACCGAGGGAUGAUCGCCGAGGAGGCCGAAACGAAGGUCGUCGUCAGAGUAGAAGCCCAAAACGAGAGAACACUCCUCCCUUGACGGAGGAUGAGCGUGAUCGUCGCACGGUUUUUGUUCAACAGCUUGCUGCUCGUCUUAGGACUAAAGAACUCAUAGCUUUUUUCGAAAAGAUUGGACCCGUUAAAGAGGCCCAGAUUGUCAAGGAUCGUGUCAGUGGCAGAUCCAAAGGUGUGGGUUAUGUUGAGUUUAAGAACGAAGAAUCGGUCCCUGCUGCUAUUCAACUCACUGGUCAAAAACUCCUAGGAAUCCCAAUUAUUGCUCAGCUCACCGAAGCCGAGAAGAAUCGCCAAGUCCGCAACCCUGAAGCUACUGGUAACAAUCCGAAUCAGAUCCCUUUCCAUCGACUGUACGUGGGUAAUAUACAUUUCAGCAUCACUGAAAGCGAUCUACAGAAUGUUUUUGAACCUUUUGGCGAGCUUGAGUUCGUUCAGUUGCAAAAGGAAGAGCAAGGUCGUAGCCGAGGCUAUGGAUUUGUCCAAUUUCGUGACCCCAACCAGGCGCGUGAGGCAUUAGAAAAGAUGAAUGGGUUUGACUUGGCUGGUCGCCCAAUUCGUGUUGGUCUUGGAAAUGAUAAGUUUACUCCCGAAUCUACCGCGAGUCUACUGCAGAGAUUCCAAGGGCAGAGCCACCAACAACAAUUCCAGGGUUCUGCAUUCUCCGGAGCUGGCGGACGUGGUCCCCAAGCGGCCAGCGGUGGCAACUUUGAUCGCGCAGGUGGCCGUGAUAACGACAAGAGCGCUGGGGGCGCCAGUGCCUUGGAUGACACCGACGUUGGUGGCGUAAACUUCAACAAUUAUAGUCGAGAUGCAUUGAUGAGGAAGCUGGCCAGAACUGAUGAACCCGCCCCAACUUCAAACGGCCGCGACGAGAGGCGCGAAAUCUCGAAGCCAAAGAUGGAGACCAAGCCUCUUCCAGUCAAUGUCAAUAUGGCAAGUAGAUGCGUUGUCCUUAAGAAUAUGUUUGACCCUACUGAAGAAGAAGGUGAUGCCUGGGAAAAAGAAUUGGAGGAUGACGUCCGAGCAGAGGCUGAAGAGAAAUAUGGCCACGUUGUUCACAUUGCUUUAGAUCCUAACUCCCAGGGCGACAUUUACCUGAAGUUCGACCGAGUACAAGGCGGAGAAAAUGCCAUCAAAGGUCUAAACGGCAGAUACUUUGGAGGUCGGAUGAUUAGCGCUACUCCUGUUGUGGAUGCAGUCUACAGCAGUUUGUUCUCACGCACCAAGGCUAUCUAA